UGGUCGUGGUGGUGGGGGGGGGUGUAAGAGAAGAAGAAGAAUUAAGGCAUUGCAUUCAGUGAGAGCGGACAGACCGAGUUAGUUGUAGACUCACGCCAGCAAACACGCUGACAGACAGGCGGACAUUGCAAGGCAGACGCAAGGCACGGGACACGCGGACACACGGGGCAGAUAUCACGGGAGUGAGAUUAGAGGCACGCAGACUCACGGGGCAGAUAUUGCACGCAGUGUCGGGGGCUUGACUCCGGGACUCGCAGUGGGUCACGCUCAUACGUAGACAGAGCGGGGUAGUUGUAUGGACACCACACGUGGUGACAAGCGGACACGGUGACACACACCCAGAGCGAGUUGUGCACAGACAGACAGUAAUAGAGUAACACACACUAAGGCAUGGAGAUGGACCCACACACGAAAUAACACUGGGCAAAGGGACACAGGCUUCACUGUCGCACGCACACACACACACAUUGUGUAACGCACUGAUAUACUGUUGAGUAAUACACACUCUUAACAGCCGAAACAUAGACACUAAUAUACAAGACACAUACGCAUUAAUAUAGAGACACAAACUCACACGGGCAUAAACGCUUCAACAUGCACGCUAAUACACACUGAUGUACGUACUACAUCCUUAAUACUCGGACAUACACACGAACACGUAAUAAAGAUAGGGCAACAUCCACACUGGAACACACAGACACACGCACUGACAUACAGAAACACCCUCCUCACACAGCCAUACACACUUAAUAUAUACACAGACUAAUAUAAUACAAAUAUUACACAUUGUUUAACAACAGUGAUAUACACAGCCGUUCCAGCGGCGUGAGUUAACAAGCGGCGAAAUGCAUAUCAAAGGAAUGGAUAUCACCGGGCCUCCACAAGUCGAUGCCGCUCCACAUGGUCUUGCGAUGCCAUAACCCACCAUGCUGACGAGCUGAUCCCCUCACUCCGUCUCCGCAGGUGACAUCCCCUCAGUGUAUUUUCAGUAAUCUGGCCAUGAGUUUCUUCAAUACGGGACGCCAGCGAUUAGCGAACACCGUGCCAUCUCCAGGUUGGCUCAGCCGUGACAGUGGGAGAGACAUAAAACCGUUUACCAAGCCAAACGGUCUCAGUCUCAACUGAACCUAUCCCCGCUUUCAACCUCGACGCUGCCAGCUCAGGAAGAAGUCUGAAGAGGAGGAGGGAGAGGAGGGAGAGGAGGAGUAAAACAAAACGAGGCUAUGAUGGCUUCUUGCCCAGAGCCGCCCCUUGACUCUACGACCUGCGGGGGGUCACGUGACUCCACUUCUUCUCGUAGCGACGGCUCCCCAAUGCAGCAGCAGCCGUCGCACUUUCCGGCCGUACGCGGAAACAGGAUGGCGGAUCAAGCUGCCGGGUCCCAGAAUUCAUCAGGAGGGUCCGGUUCUGGGCGGCGCAAGCGCGAGUUCACCCCGUCGGAGAAGAAGGAUGCGUCGUACUGGGACAAGCGCAGGAAGAACAACGAGGCGGCCAAGCGGUCGCGCGAGAAGCGGAGACUCAACGACCUCGUGCUGGAGACGCGCGUGCUCGGCCUCCUCGACGAGAACGCACGGCUCAAGGCCGAGCUCCUCGCGCUCAAGUUCCGCUUCGGCCUCGACGUGGAGCCUCAGCCCAACGGCGCCGACCUCCACGCCAAUGGCAACGGCAGCGGCGGUAGCAACAACAGCAGCAGCAACCACCACCACCAGCACCACAACCACCACCUCAGUCAGCACCAGCACAACCAGCAGCAACACCAGCACCACCAGCAGCUGAAUCACCACCAUCAGCACCACCACAGCGGCAGCGGCAGCAGCAGCAGCAGCAACAGCAGCAGCGGCAGCCAUCACCACUACCAGCACCAUCACCAGCAGCACCACCACCAGCAGCCGCCGCUCUCCGCUCACCACACGCUCUUCGUGGAGUCCCUGGGGGGUGGCCGGGCCUACGGGAACCGCCACGACUCGUCGGGCUGCGCGUCGCCCGCUAGCGGCUCCGGCUCGGUGAGCCCCGUCUUCUUCCCAGAGUCCGCUUCCAGGGCCGCAACGGCCGCGGCCCCUUCCGCGGCCGCGGCCGGAUCUGGGGACCGGUGCUCCGGCCCGGCCGACGCCACUGCGGUACUUUUGGACUCGAAGUCCGCGGUGGCGGCGCGAGACGCCGAUUCGACGGCGGCGGCGAAUUCCGCGUCGUCGUCGACCUCGUCGUUGUCGUCCACGACGUCGACCUCGUCUUCGUCGUCCUCGCUGUGCGCGCCCGGGUCGCGCCGUCACGGCGACGGAGUAGAAAGCGCGGAGGAGCCGCCGCCCAAGAGGGCGAACACGGUACCGGCAGCGGCAGGCAGCGCGUCGGAACGCCACGCGCUGCGCUUGGCGGCCACGAUAGUGACGCCGGCCCUCGCGGACGAGACGCCCCUCAAGUCGCCCUCGCCGUCCCCCUCCUCGUGCCUCCCGCACAAGUUACGCUUCAAACAGAGCGCCGGCAUUGAGGACGCCGCCGCCAUGGCCGCUGCCCCCACCUCCUUCUUCCCUUCCUCCUCAGGGCCCGGCGUCGUGGCCCUGACCGUGCCUCCGCCUCCGCCUCCUCCUCCGCCCAGGCCCGGCUCCAACCCGGGCCCUGGCUACUCGGGGGUGCUGAGGCGAGCGCCACCCGACCGCCACCCCAGCGUGGGCGUGGUGUCGCCCACGUGGCGCAGAAUGGAUGGCCUUCCGCUGCCCUUGUCUGCUGCCGUCACGGCCGCCACCAUCGUCGCCACCGUCGCCACCGUCGCCAACCCUGCAACCGCAGAACAGGGGUCGCCCCCCAAAACCACACAGGAGGGAGAUGGGACCCUGCGGGUGGCCUGCGACACGGGAGACAUUGCUGACAUUAGCAGCAGCAGCAGCACUAGCGGCGGCGGCAGCGGCACCGUUGCUGUCGCUGCAGCGCCAGCAGCUGGCGGUGGUGCCGCACACGGUGUGAACGGGGACGACGGCAGGGAAGGCACGGGUGGCGGCGAGGGGGGCUCAGGCCCCUCCGAGGGUGCGGACCCCGGCCCGGGGGGAUCCGGCACCCCGGAGGGUGCAGAGGGGGGGGGCAGCCCCCCGAGCGAUGACAAUGGCGCCGCGGUGAGGGCCGAGAACGAGCACCUGCGCACGGAGCUUUCGAGCCUUUCGGCCGAAGUCGCGAAGCUCAAGAGGCUCUUUGCUGAGGGCUUCCUGGGCAAGGGUUCAGCGACGGCCGGGGGCGUGGGCGCGGUCACCGGAGUUUGAGACGUGCGGCGGGCAACUAAUGGGGCGACUCCCGAGAGGGGGCGACAGAUAGACGCACGGACGGAGAGAGAGAGAGAGAGACGGACGAACUAAUAAGAGGCGGACUAAAAAAAAUGUGUUUGCACGUAUUGUUGUGUGAACUGUGCACUAAAAGGUGUAUGUGCACAUAGACAUUUCUGUGCACAUACAUAUGUAUACAGGUGGGUACACGAUAGAAACAGGACAUUUCUACAUACGCACAAAGGCAUACGCACACGGAGAGGUACAGAACAUGUAUGCAUGCAGACACGUACAGAUAUGCAGACAGCCAAGCACAGAUACAGUAUACACACGUAGUAAGGAUGAGUUUUAGGUUCAAAAUAAUUUGGAUCUUAAAGGAUGUCUGUGGUAGCUUUGGCGAUGUCACCCAAUGCCACGUGUGACACCACUUUUGCCAAGAAAAGCACGGACGUGACGUUACAUGAGCGACGUCACUUCCGAUUUUAGCCUCAAUACGAAAAAACAUUAAAUUCAGAUCGUCAAAAAUGUCACAUACAGGCCUGGUUCUUUUUUCUAAAUUAAUCCAAAAAUCGGUAGCACAUCCCUAGCUUGCAGGUGUGUGAAGAGUUUAUAACGCACAGAAGCGUGUACUUGUAUGCAGACAAUUAUGAACAUGUACAUAUUAUGUAUACACUACACAAGGAACAUUGACAGGGACAAACAUACACAUCACAAUAAUGUUGAGGCCUUGGACACGCAUUAAGAGAGGCUUCAAACACUCUUACCCAGUAGCAACGUUGGGCCAACGUUGGCACGUGGUUGGAAUCGCUGGACCAACGUUGGCCUGGAUGUUGACCCAAUGUUCCGUGUUUACUGGGUAGCUGGUAGCUCUGCAGCCUUCCUCAAGGUGAAUGUGGUCAGCAAGCACGUGAGUGGUGUGGCCGCCGUCUCGCUGACAAACCAGUUCUCACCGCAUUACACAGCCAGCCCGGGUACAGGGGAGGCCCACCUGUCACGAAUGAGGCAACAUUCUUUAUUUAACAGCAGCUAUGUUAAUUUUAAAACAUGAACGAUGAUUUUUAAACAGCUAAAAGCACUUCAGAGCAACUUGUUUUUUUGUUAUUGCUGAUGUCAUUACAUUCAAACAAAAACAAUCAUACCGAUAAAUUAUUUCUCGGACAUGUUUUCCACGUGGGGUGUGGAGUGGUGGCACAAUGGUUAGCGCAUGCCCGCAAUAGGAACCCAAUGACUUGACCUUAGGUUCCCGGUCCCGGCUCAACAACAAGUGCCGAGUGAUAUUGGAACCGGUCACGGAUUCCUGCCCCUCCCACUCCACCAACCUGCACUGACCCGCAAGAGCAAACAACGGUCAAACAAUCCCCAUGACCGACAUGGCAUGGAAAAGGGCGGCAUAUGAAAUGAAUAAAUGAUUUGUAAAUGUGGCGUUUGAAGGCUGCAACAGCUAACCGUAAGCCAGUGACUGUAACACGUGGAGUGAACUAGUUUUGGCAAAUCUGUGUAUUGCACCGAGUCUCCUCUUAACAUAAACAUGUUGAGUGAGUUGUGCCCGUAAAUACAGCUUAUACACAAACGUGUACAUAACCACACAUUAAACUGUGUACGUACAUACCAUACAGUAUACAGACCUAUGUCCAUGGACAUAUACACCCAUAUGCACCGACACAUACUCAUGCAGACAUGUAACACGAAAUGCACAUUCACUGCAUACAUGAACCAGAAUUGUACACAACACAUACGCACGAGUACAUAAUACAUACACACGUGGAUAUAUCCACCAAUACGCACACAUGCAAAUCACAAUGUGCACAUGAACACAUACAUACUUGGUACAUGUACAUCCACGUGUGUACACACAUGCACAGCUUCAUACAAAGCACACUUUACCACAUUUCACAGCACACGCAUAACGAGGAAACGUGAUGAAUUAUGAAUUUAUUGUUAAUAUUGAAAAUUACAAUUACAUUUUAAAACAAUGACCCAAUUA
This is a messenger RNA of Petromyzon marinus (sea lamprey), 5232 nucleotides long. RefSeq lists its product as uncharacterized. NCBI's taxonomy places the organism in Eukaryota, Metazoa, Chordata, Hyperoartia, Petromyzontiformes, Petromyzontidae. Gene Ontology annotation, cellular component: nucleus. Gene Ontology annotation, molecular function: DNA-binding transcription factor activity; DNA binding. Gene Ontology annotation, biological process: regulation of DNA-templated transcription; circadian rhythm. The record is from RefSeq and is a predicted model, not a curated record.